GCCCGGGCCGGCCCAGCGCGGGCAGCGCCGCGGCAGCAGCGGGGCCGGCCCCUCCUGGCUCCGCCCCGGCUCUUUAAGGCGCCGCGGGGCCGGCCGUGCUGAGGCGCGCCGAGCCGAGCCGAGCCGAGGACCACCAUGCCGAACUGGGGAGGUGGCAACAAAUGCGGUGCCUGUGGCCGCACAGUGUACCAUGCUGAGGAGGUGCAGUGUGAUGGGAGGAGCUUCCACCGGUGCUGCUUCCUCUGCAUGGUCUGCCGGAAAAACUUGGACAGCACAACUGUAGCAAUUCAUGAUGCUGAAGUUUACUGCAAAUCUUGCUAUGGGAAAAAGUAUGGCCCAAAAGGUUAUGGAUAUGGCCAAGGGGCAGGCACGCUGAACAUGGACAGGGGAGAGAGACUAGGCAUCAAGCCUGAGAGCACGCCUUCUCCUCACCGGCCCACCACAAAUCCAAACCCUUCCAAGUUUGCUCAGAAGUUUGGAGGGACAGAGAAAUGCUCUAGGUGUGGUGAUUCUGUUUAUGCAGCAGAGAAAGUAAUAGGAGCUGGAAAGCCAUGGCACAAGAACUGCUUCCGAUGUGCCAAGUGUGGAAAAAGCCUAGAAUCUACAACCCUAACUGAAAAAGAGGGAGAAAUCUAUUGUAAAGGCUGUUAUGCGAAGAACUUUGGCCCCAAGGGAUUUGGGUAUGGCCAGGGGGCAGGUGCCCUCGUUCAUGCCCAGUGAGGGGGCUAAAAAUGCCUUCCAGCUCUGCUGAGAUCCUGCCAGAAGAAACAAGAGAGUUUCCUAAAUGUUACUAACUACUGUGAAACAGAUACUAGUUACUGUAGUGUACCUUCAGCCAAUGAUUUUAAAAACAAACACACACACUGCUUUUUUUCCCUCGCCUUGUUUGUCACACUGUAACACUUUUAAUACUGAGUAUCAAUUCAAUAAAGCUUUGCCUGUUGAUGUACCCUAAA
Motacilla alba alba is the source of this 956-nucleotide messenger RNA. It is a transcript of the gene CSRP2, whose product is annotated as cysteine and glycine rich protein 2. Gene Ontology annotation, molecular function: structural constituent of muscle; actinin binding. The record is from RefSeq and is a predicted model, not a curated record. Bases 136 to 720 code for a protein of 194 amino acids. The transcript is spliced from 6 exons. Lineage: Eukaryota; Metazoa; Chordata; Aves; Passeriformes; Motacillidae. Gene Ontology annotation, cellular component: cytoplasm; Z disc; nucleus. Gene Ontology annotation, biological process: muscle tissue development; sarcomere organization.